Messenger RNA from Perkinsus marinus ATCC 50983, 1671 nucleotides. RefSeq lists its product as hypothetical. The transcript has a single exon. Bases 1 to 1671 code for a protein of 556 amino acids. The record is from RefSeq and is a predicted model, not a curated record. Lineage: Eukaryota; Perkinsozoa; Perkinsida; Perkinsidae.
AUGACUCCGUUCACCAUCUCGAUCUUGAACCUCCUCCUCGUCACCCUGUUGAUGCAGGGUGGGGCAUAUACCUUCCACAUGGGUAACGUUCGUAUGCAGAUGAAAACGACACAUUUUUGCAACUCUGACUUGAGGGACAUCAAGGGGAACCCGAUGGCAUGUCACAUCUCCAAGGCUAUGGAGACUGAAGGGCUGGUCCUCCCUGGUAUGGAUGAUAACAAGUCGUUCACCGUUCAUCGAGACAUCUUCAUCGCCAAGGACGGUCAAGCGGUAGUUCAAGCAGCACCAAAUCACCCGUACUUGUAUCUCCUCAUGAGUCAGAACGACACGCACUUCAGCACCUCCCAACUCUUCAAUAAACGCUCGUUCCUUAUAGAGCAGGGAACCAGGAAAAAGACUGAUAAGCCCAAUGGUCGCAAGCUCAGUGCCAAUCGUACGCUCGAAGAUGAUGGUUGGGUCUAUAAAGGUUUGGUAGAUGAAGGUGGACAGAAGCUGAACAAAUGGGUCAGAAGUGGAGUAGAAGGUGUUGAUCCCAAAUCGGGUAUCAAUUUCACCGCCCUCGCUCAGACUGGUGUGAUCACUAACGCUUGGGUCCUCUAUCUUGACAAGGAUCAGAAGCAGAUGGUGAAGCUCUUGGGUAUCAACACCUUCGAGAAUGAUACGGUCUAUCUCAAGUCCGAGGUCACUCAUUGGGAAGAGCUGGACGAGGCAUUAACUUUAGAUGUUGCCAUAAAUGGUAUUCACGCGGCGUAUGAUAUCGUCCAGAACUACAAUGUGGCAGCAGCGAAAGAGGAGGCGCCUCAGCUAUUUCCUCAGUUCAUCAAGACCCGUUUGGUUAGCGAAGAGGCUCGUCUAUUCUUCAACGAUGGGGAGAGCCACGAUUGGAGGUCGAACAAGACUCUUCUUCGUGGAAAUGGGUCGGUAGCACCGAUCGAUUAUUUUCGCCUCCCCAAUGGCACAGCUGCACAUGCGUUCUUCCUGCACAAGUAUCAACCUCUUCUACUUCUACAGGAGGAUGAUAAAAAGGAGUUCGAAUUACCACCGGCUUGCAAGAAGGGUCACACCACGUCGGUCAGUGCAUACUGCCUGUAUGUUGGUUACGCCUCUAACGACACGCUACUGGCCCUCGACCUAUAUAUGUCUUAUACCGACCAAGCUAUUGGAGAAAACAAUGCUCACCUCAAGGUCACAGUCCAUUUGAAGCAGCCGGGGACGGAGGUCGUAUUCUUUGCUUUUGAAGCCACUGGAUGCGCCUUGGUCUUCGCUGCUGAUAUUGGCAUCGCAGGCUUGCGCAUUCAAGUAUGUCUUACGGGUGGAGGCGGCGGUGGGAAUGGCACUUACGGAGGGAAAAUAGCGAUGUCGGUCGCGGUCAUAAUCAAAGUUGGUAUCUUCCCUGCGUUGAGAGCCACACUUAAUGGUCAAGUUGCGGUCAAUGCUUCGCGCAAUGGUGACAUCAAAGCAUAUGGUUCGCUGGGCAUUGAAGUCUCGGCGAUAGUUGUCGGAGCCGGUAUAUCCCUGGACAUCUUCGGUAACACUGUUGAUCACAAAUCGGACGUUUGGGAAUUCAAAUCCCACUUCAACCUCCACGUAUGGGUAGAUGUUCUCUUCUACAGCCAUGACUGGCCAUGGAGUUGGACUAUUUGGGAAGCUGGUCCGGUUAAAGUGCGAUAA